Messenger RNA from Gongylonema pulchrum, 951 nucleotides. NCBI's taxonomy places the organism in Eukaryota, Metazoa, Nematoda, Chromadorea, Rhabditida, Gongylonematidae. The record is from the annotation of a GenBank genome assembly.
AUGAGAUCAAUGCGAUUGUUUUUUACGCCUGACAACACAGCAUCUGGCCAAUUUGUUGUUGCGACCUGGGACUCGCGUUAUAAAAUUUUACAUUUUCAUAACGGUGGCCUGGACAAAUUGGCACGGCUGCUUGAACAGUGGAGUGUUAUCAAAACAAAAUGUGUUAAAGAUGGCUCUCCUUCUCCAAUACCCGAUCGACAGUUCUUGGUGUGCUUACCAGAAGUAAGCAAAGUGGAACUUGAUCCAGAAGAGGGCCUGUAUGAGCGUGUUAGCUGGAGCUUUUGGAAAUCCUAUAAAAAUCAAGAUGGUAGUAUCGACGACAGUUUUACUGUAAAAAAGGCCAUUUAUUUUGCUACAAUGGAUCCAGCACUUCGCCGAGACAUCUGGCCAUUUUUGCUACGUGUGUAUCCAUGGAAUUCUACUUUGGAGCAGCGUGAGGCAAUACGAAACGAUCUUUUUAUUGAAUACCAGGAUAUCAGAAAGCGAAGAAUGAAGAAUACAUUCAUGAAAGUAAAAAUGUCGUGGAUGAGCGUGGAAAAUACGAUUACAAAAGAUGUCAUUCGAACGGACCGUUGUAAGCCAUAUUUUGCUGGUGAAAAUAAUCCAAAUAUCGAUACCAUGAAGAACAUUCUUUUGAAUUAUGCGUCAGAGCACCCGGAAAUCAGCUACAUCCAGGGCAUGUCGGAUAUGCUGGCACCUCUCCUGAAUGUAGUGCGGGAUGAAUCGGUUACUUACUGGUGUUUUGAUAGCCUUAUGCAGCAAACAUUGUUUUCAUCUACACAAAAUGAUGGAAUGAAUGCCAUGGAUGUGAACUUGGAAUAUCUGCGAGAAUUAUUGAAGUUGUUUGUCCCAAAUUUUUUUAUGCAUAUCGCUAGUCUGGGCCAGGAUGCGCUGCAGUUAAUGUUUGUUCAUAGAUGGAUAUUGCUCUGUUAUAAGGUUAUUUUUAUUUGA